AUGAACUCGAGUUCAUAUACAAGCAACACGUCCAUGGUUGCAGAGGGGGAUCUCUUCGCUCAGGCAUGGACCUUCCUGGUGUCUGCGCGCCUGGAGCUGACCUUGUUUCUGGUGGCUCUGUUGGCUCACUUGUUGCUCUUUGGCAACUCCAGUCCCGAGAAGUCCAAGAAGGGUGGCAAGGAGACCUUUGCCAGCUCUCCUCAGCGCUUCUCGUGCGCAAAGGAUGUGGAGUCUGCCAUGGCGGAAGCUGCCCGCUCUGGGCAAGCAAAGCAGGUUCUGAACUGUUGGGCAGCAGCCAAGAAGUUCGACGAGUGCAUCAUGAUUCCUCUGGCCAGCGUAGUGGAGGCGAUGCAAAGAUUCAAGAAGGACGGAGACUACAUUGUCAGAGAGCUCUCCAGCUACCUGGCAAAGAAGAACUGCUGCAACAUGGCUGUCAUCAACGACCUGCUGGAAUCCUUGGCCAAGCGUCAUGAUAGCGACUUUGUGCAGUCCAUCCUGAAGAUUUUGCCCGCAGGCUUCGCGUUGGACAGCCGCUCCUAUGAGAUUCUGAUGAACAUGUACUUCACGAUGCGGACCUUUGAGAAGGUGGAUGAGCUGGUGAGCCAAGCAAAGGCAACCAAGGUGCCACUGUCCACUCGCGCAUCGAUUGUGAUCAUCAAGACAGCUUUGAAGACGGAGAACUUUCAAGAGGCCCUGGCCACGUUCCGGGAGUUGAAGUCGCUGUGGUCGGGUCCUGCGAGCAUGGGGCCCUCAACGGCACCGCGCCACAUCGUGGGUCAGCUCGUGGACAUGGCCUGCAAGGAGCACGAGCUCAAGCGAUUCCUUCCCGAGCUUGCGACGGUCCCACUUGCAGAGGAUGCGGUGCACCUUAUGGUCAGCGAGGCGGUGAGGGAGAGGGACCUGGAGCUGCUUGAGCAGGUUGAGAAGCUGGCCCGCAGCAAAGACAUUGUCUUCUCGGAGUCCACGUACGGCAUGCUGAUGAAGGGAUACAAAGGACGGGACGACAAGGUCGCGCAGCUGUUUCAGGAGGCUUUGGCCAAGAAGACAGAUGCAGGGCCCGAGUUGUGCCUGGCGCUCUUGGUGUGCUGCCAGCAGACGCACAACUUCGCCCUCGCAGACAGCGCCUACCAACACUUCUCCAAGCAGAUGCCGCUGUCGGUCCUCGCGGCCUUCAUCCGCUUCCACUUCGAGGUAGAGGACUAUGAGAAGGUGUGCGACAUGUAUGAGAAGGAUGCGGCGCCAUUGCGAGAGAAAGCUGCAAGCGAAGGCAGAAGCAUCCUGGAUUCUCGCAUGGAGCGUUGCGUCAUGAACGCUGCCUUGAAGUGUGGCCGCAGCAAGCUUGCGCGCCCGGCCUGUCUGACGAAUCGAGCAAAGCUGGAGAAGUUGAUCGAAGAUGCGUCGGCAAAGCCAGAGAUUCUGGUUCUGGACGUGGUGGCCGCUUCUCAAGCAGAGGUCAAGGACAUCGUGAAGAAGACCAAAUGCGUGUGCACGAGCAUCGGGCCUUUCGUGGAGUACGGCGAGCCCUUGGUCCAGGCCUGCGCCGAGCUGGGGGUGGACUACGUGGACACCAGCGGGGAGAGCACCUUCUUCCGGCAGAUGAUCGAGAAGUACGACGAGGUGGCCAGGCAGAGCGGGGCGCGGAUCACCGUGCACUGCGGACAAGACUGCGUGCCUUGGGAUCUGGCGGUUUGGAAGCUCUGGAAGCUGCUGGGAGCUGAGCUCACAGGAGUGAAGAUCCUGAGCGAGAUGAAGAGCAAGCCCAGUGGAGGGACCAUGAACACGGCCAUGCUGAACAUGCGUCAGAAGGCCAGCAAGAGCUCCCUGGGCUUUGAUCCCUUGUACCGGCUGCCAGACGGAAAGAAGUCUGACUGCCUCACGCAAGUCGACCUGCCGAAAGGCAGCCAGUACUACACGGAGGCGGGGCAGAAGGGCGGGCCUUGGGUCAUGGGCCCUGUGAUGGCCAACGCGGUGCGUCGAACCAACGCGGUGCUGAAGAUGGUGCCGGACCUGAAGUACCACGAGGCGAUUCUGGAGUCCAGCGACCUGGGGCUGUCCACGAUGACCACCGCGGCUCUGGGCCUCUCCGUGUAUUUGCCCUUCACCCAGAGCUGGUGGUACUCCCUGGGGGUGCUGCCGGAGCCCGGGGUCGGACCCACCGCGGAGGAGAUGGAACAAGGCUUCUUGACGCUGACGGCCUAUGCGGACACCAAGGCAAAGAGCCCCAAAUGCAAGGCCGUGAUGAAGUUCCCGACAGAUCCGGGCUACAAAGAUACCGCACGCAUGUGCGCGGAGGCCGCUUUGGCCCUGGUGGACCUACCCAAGUCUGAAAAAGCGGGAGGUGUGUACUCGCCCGCUGCGGCUUGUGCAGAGGGCUUGUUCGAGCGGCUGCUGGCCACAGGAACCACCUGGGAAGCGCAGUCGUUGCUGUCUGACAACCCGUCCGACGUGGCAAAGCACAUCACCAUGAUCCGCAGCUGUGCCAUUGAGCAGAACUUGGAUGGAGCCAUGAACGUCUUCGAGUCCUUGAAGAAGAGCGGCGCCGAGCUGAACUCGGUGGUCUACAACACCGUGCUGGAUGCAUGCGUGGAAUGCAGCCAGUUGGAGAAGGCCCAGGCUUGGAUGAAGCAGAUGAAGAAGGACGGCAUGUCCGAUGUCGUCAGCUACAACACGCUCAUCAAGGCCCAUUUGCAGGCUGGACACAUGAAGAAAGCCAAGUCCUUGGUCGAGGAGAUGCGAUUGGAACAGCUGCAGCCGAACUGCAUUACCUUCAACGAGAUCAUCAAUGCCACAGUCUCCAGCCCUGACAAAUCCAUUCGUGCGGAGGCUCACCACGAGGGGGAGGGGAAUCCACUGGCCAGCGCUACCCUAGGCACUUCCACAGCCCUGGGUCCUCUUGUUGGCGGCGCCAAGUGGCGCCCGCGAAAAAUCCACUCCGCGGCGUUCGCGAUGCCGUGGUUCCCUUUGCGGCUGCCGGUGCUGGUGGCGGUCCUGGCGCCCUCCUGUGCCAUGGACUCGGAGAUCUCGGAGCUACACGCCUCCAUCGAGGAAAUGUGGCUGCGGCUGGGCCAGUUCGCAGAUGCAGCGCGACCGCCGGGAAAGCCAUUGGGAUCUGAGGCCGAGAUCUCUGCUGGGAUGCUGCAAGAUCUGCAUGGCAUCCAGGAGGAGUUUGCCCAACUGCAGCUGCAGGCCAACGAUCUCGCCCGAGAAGCGGCGACCGACGUGGCGCUGCAUCCCCAGGUGGGGCCCUACCUGGAGAAGCUGCGCGCCUUUAAGCCCCGGCUGCAGGCGGCUUUGACUUCGCUGGAGAAGGAGGUCACACUCCCGAAGCCGCGGAGCAAUGAGCUGAAGAAGGAGGUCUUCUGCGGGUCCACGCUGCCCAUGCUGCGGUCAAAGGCAAAGAGGCGGCUGGCGAGGGAUAGUCGGAACUUCAAGACCAAGGCCAUGGAGGAGAUGUCCAAGUUCCAGGAGCGGCAGAUGCAGAUGCAUGACAGGCAGCGCGAGAUGCUUGCGCGCAUGUCAGGCCCGGAUUGGCCGAAGGAUUGGCCGCUGACUAACUUGGAUGCUCGGCAUGUUGGAGAUGCGGAAGACAUCAUACGCUCAGGCCUCCGAUCACUGCGAGCCAGGCUUGAGAACAUUGGCGGGCUUGCCUACUUGCACGAUUCGGAGGAUGAGGAUGCUUUAGAGGCUGCUGUGGCAAUAGGGGACAUGAUGUCCUGCUACUCCAAGCUUAUGGAUAGAUAUACGGAGAAGCUGAAGAAGUCCCAAAGGAAGGCCAAGAAGGUCCAGGAAGACAUCAACUCCCCGGACGCGCCGCCCUUCUGGCAGCCUCCCGAUGCCGAAGCGCCUAGCCUCGCGGGUCUCGGCGGCCUGGCGCAGGUUGGCAGCAGCUUGGCGCAGGUGUGGACCGUCAUUCGAGAGAUGCAAGCAGUUGGCGUGAAGCCGAACCAAGUGACCUGUUCCAUUCUGCUGAAGAAUCUGAACAGCUCCUCUCCAGAGCCGGACAUCAAUCAGACGAUGAGCUUGAUCAACAGCAUGGAGGAGCAGCUGGAUGAGGUUCUGCUCUCAUCAGUGGUGGAGGCCUGUGUUCGCAUCGGCAAGCCCGACCUGCUGAACACCAAGCUCAGGCAGCUGAUGUCGGGCGACAUCAAGGUCAACGGAUCGCACACCUUUGGCAGUCUCAUCAAGGCCUACGGCCACGCCAAAGACAUGAAUUCCGUGUGGCGGUGCUGGAAAGAGAUGCGAAGCCGUCACAUCAAGCCCACCAGCAUCACUGUUGGCUGCAUGAUCGAGGCGGUGGUGUCCAACGGGGACCCAGAUGGAGCCUGGCACCUGAUCCAGGAGCUUGGCGAGGAUCCGCAUUGCAAAGGCAUCCUCAAUGCGGUGAUCUACUGCUCGGUGCUGAAGGGCUUCACGCGCGAGAAGAACGCAGCCAAAGUCUGGGCGGUUUAUGAGGAGAUGCAGAAGCGCAACAUUGAUCUCUCCAUCGUCACUUACAAUACCCUCCUGGACUGCUGUGCUCGAUGCUGCCGCAUGGAUGGGGUUCCAGCAAUCAUCGAGGACAUGAAGAAGGCCAACAUCAAGCCCAAUAUCAUCACGUACAGCACCAUGCUCAAGGGCCACUGCCAAACUGGCGACCUCACUGCGGCCUUCAAGCUGGUCAAGGAGAUGCGGGAGGAGGCUGGCCUCGUCCCCGACGAGAUCAUGUACAACUCCCUGCUGGACGGCUGCGCCCAGAGCAGCUUGGUGGAUGAGGGCCUGCGAGUGCUAAGCGAGAUGGAGGAAGCCAGCGUGAAGCCAAGCAACUUCACCCUGUCUGUUCUGGUGAAGCUCAUGAGCCGUGCCCGUCGUGUGGACCAUGCCUUCGAGCUCGUGAAGCAGCUGUCGGCGAAGUACCACCUGAGCCCCAACUCCCACGUCUAUGCCAACUUGGUCCAGGCCUGCUGCUUCAGCAAACAGCUGCAGCGGGGCCUCAACACCCUGGAAGAGAUGAUGGAGCGCAAGGUCUCGCCCGACAAGCGCACGUACUCUAUGCUGUUCCGAACUGCCGUGCAACAAGGACAGCUGGAGAAGGUGGACGGGCUCCUGCGGGGCGCCCUGGGCAUCUCGGGCGCCCUGCCCUUCCUGGCGAAGCCCUGGGCGGUGUGCACAGGCAUCGAGGACGGCGCCCUCUCAGAGACUCUCUCCGCCAUGGCCAGCUCUCCUGAUGGGAACAAGGUGGCCGCGGGGCUGCUGGUGGAUCUGCGGAAGGAGAAGCCCAAGGCCUGGAUCGACCCCGCCGUGCAGCGCCCGGACGCCCCGAACCGGGCGAGAAGGGCGGGAAGGGCGGAGGGGGAGAAAGCCCCGAGGUCACCUCUACCUGCAGCCUCCGAUACCCUCAGAUGGGGCCAUGACCUCAUGUUUAAGAGGUAUUGGACACUGCAGGACAACGAGCGCAAGGCCAUCCAAAUGGAGGAACGCGCGAAGGCGGUGCGGAGGGCGCAGGCGCAGCUGUCGGAGGUGCUGGACACGCUGACGGAGGAGGACAGGAAGGUGAUGGUGUUUUCCUUGCAGUUCCUCCGCGAGCGGGAGGAGAGGGCCGCGGCGGAGGUGGCUGCCCGUGCCAACGCUCAGAGGAGCACAGGGCUCGCAGGGCCACCGCCGCCGCCCAUGCCUGGCCAGCGAGUGAGCGUGGAGGAGCUGACUCGCCGGGUGGACGCCAUCCGCGCGCAGAAGGAUGAACUGGCCUACGAGCUGCGGGCGCUGCAGAAGAUCUCCCAGCGCGAGAGGGACAUCACCAAGGACCUCCGCAAGCUGAACCAGAUGGACCUGGAAGAGAUCGGAUCGCAAAUGCAGGUGACAAUGGCAGAGAUUGAGCGCUUCAAGCAGCUAGCAGAAGAUCGGGAGCAGCGCGUCAAGGAACUGCAGAUGCGGCUGGUCAAGCGCCGGGACCAACGCCUGGUCAAGCCCCGUCUGCUGGGCGAGCGUGCGGACAUCGUCAGCGAGCAGGGCUUCUCCGAUCUCUCGGAAGUGUUCGGUGACCAGAACAUACUCGACCUCUAUGUUACCGUGGGGCAGAUCGAGGAGCGUGCGUUGCUGGAGCUGCCCCGGCAAGGCCCGGUGCUCUCGCAGGUGCCGCCACCAACCAGCUUGGUCACAUUGGUCAUCGCGGAGUUCAUGCACUGCGAUGUGGGAAGCUCCGAAACAGCUGGCGGCCUGCGGCCCCGCUUCGACUCGCUGCUCUCCUUCGGACCCUUCCAGGUGGGGGACGCGGAGGUGGAGCACUUUGCGAAGGGCGCUCUGCGGCUGGAGCUGCAGGCCUUCUCCUCGGGUGGCUCGGCAGCUUACGUGCUGGGCCGUGCGUCCCUUCCUUUGGCUACUUUGUUGGACUGCACUCCUCAGGAUCCAAAUCCUGUUGUGGCGGGCACCCUUUGCUUUGCAGCAGAGGCAGAUGGACGCGUGCAGAUCGCAGCUGUUGGCUACAAGGCCCGGUGGCGCCGAAGCAUCAUCCAGGCGGUGGAGAGCUAUGCGCUGCGCCGCGGGGCGCCUCAGGCUGAAGCACAUGCAGGGGCACCGGCCGCGCCAGCCGCGCCUGGCCUCAUGGAUGCUGCCAAGGGUCUCAUUGUCCAGGUGUUCAAUGCGACGUCCUUGGUCCCUUCGCCUGGGUCGGCGCCGGAAGCCUUGCAGCCCUACGUGACCUACGAGGUUCCUGGCCACAAGACCCACUUCACCCCGACCGGCAGUGGGCCCAACGUGUCCUUCGAGGACAUCCACCGCAUGGUGGUUCGGGUGGACCAAGACUUCUGCAGGUGGGCAGAGAGCAGCGGGGGUCUCCACCUCUUGGUCUUCGAUGCGGCAGUGCCACCUGCUGGCGCCACCGAGGAGCAGAUUGGCCUCGUGGGGGAGGCUCGCAUUCCGUUGACGCAGCUCCUGUCGUCCCGCACAGCGCGAGUUCAGGGCAACUUCCCCUUGCAUCGUGGGCAGACUUUGGCCGGUUACAUCGAGCUGGCGGUCGGCUGGCAGGACGAUCCAACCAGCGUGCUGGCACCUGGAGCACAUGGCUUGUCUGUACUGGAGGCAGACCGCGGGGCGCUCACGGAGGAGCAAUUCCAGGUUCUUUGGCAGCGCGUCAUCCGGCGCCUGCACGUGGUGAAGCUGGCCCCGGUGGACUGGUUCUACAAGUACGACGCAGACAAGGAUGGCUUUUGGUCAAAGCCGGAGUUCUGCGCGGCACUUGGCGAUAUGCCCUUGGGAAUGUCUGUCCUGGAGAUCGAGUACGUUUUCCAUUGGACAGACCGCCGGAGGCGCAUGCUGGUGACCCUGGACGACCUGGCCGCUGCCUUCGAGCAAGGCAAGAAGGCUGCGCCGCUGGAACAGUGGGCUCGGGACGUGUACCGGCGGAUUGCUGCCGCGCUGAAGCGGCAGGGCUGGACAGCCAAGGAGGUCUUCGACGCAGUGGCCCAGGAUCGACGGGCCCAGAAGAGCGAGUUCUUCGCACUGGUCAACAGCCUGGACUUGGGUCUUCGUUCCGAGCAGCUGGACUGGCUGUGGAAACUUACCGACACGAACAGUGACGGCCUUCUCGACUACUCCGAGUUUGCGCAGCGUAUCGUUGAGGUCACCGGCAUCAGCAGCACAGCCUACCCUGUGCCCAAGCCUGAAGAGGAUGUUUUGGAUCCCCCGAGCGCCACUGUCUCUGCAGCCGACGCGGCGGCGGCAAUGUCAGAGGCGUGGCAUGACAUUUGCCUGGCGCGCAUUCUCCGAGGCUGUGAGGAGCUUGGCUGGAAAAGCAUCGACAAGGCGAUGGAGCAGCUGCCGGUGCGAGAGGAUGGCCUGGUGGCACGAGCCGAGCUGCUGGCGUUCAGCACAAGAUGCAGGUCUGGGCUUUCGGACUGGGAGCUGGACAAGGUCUUUGCCAGACUGGAUGCUGAGAUGCGGGGUGCGGUGCCAAAGCGAACUGUCAGGACGGCCCUGAUGCGCUGCGACGUGUUGGAGGCUCCGGCUCAGGCAUCGAUCCGGCAAGCCGUGGAAUGCCUCGGCAAGAUGCACCAGGCGUUGCUGCAGUACAGGCCCGCCACGACAGAGGCGGCGUUGAGGAGCGUCUUGGUUGAGGUGGCUGCCUCCCGCCAGCCGCUCCGAGUACAGCGGGAGGAGCUCACCGCCGCGGCUGCCCGCUUGGGGGUCGAGAAGGUCUGGACUGACGAGUUGUGGUUCGCAGCCCCGAAGCUGCGGGACAACUCCCUGGACAUCGACUCCUUCUGCAAGCAGGUGGAGCUGGCGCCCUUGCCCGGGGAGGCUGCGGACGAUUCCCUAUCGGACGAGCAUGCGGCCAUCCUCAUGGGCCGCCUGGGGAAGGCCAUCCAGCGCUUCGGAGGUGCCGAGAAGGCUUUCCACACGUUCCAGACCGGGACGGACGGAUGUCUUUCCCGCGCGGAAAUGGAAGCUGCCAUCGCCGAUAUCACCAAGGAUCUCUUCUCCGCCCACGAGCGGAGCUUGGUGGUCCGCAGGAUGGACGCAAACAGCGACGGCCGAAUCAGCCUCAAGGAGUUGGAGAUGGCUGUGGCAGGUGCUGCUGUCUCUGCCAUUGCUCUUGGCAGCUGGGCAGAAGACAUCUGCGCCCGAGUCUUUCAGGCGUUGCAGCGGGAGGGCCGCAGUGUGGACCAGCUCUUCGAGGCCCUGGCAGGCAGCAAGACUGGGCGUCCGGAGAUUUAUUGGCCAGACUUCCGGGCCCUUUUCUCCCAGUUGGACCCAUCGCUGACGGACGGCCAGCUGAGACGCCUUUGGCAGAACUUCGACAAGAACGGCGAUGGAGGCGUCUCUCGCGAAGAGUUCCACAGAGCCCUGGAGCCGCAUCGAGAAGUGGCUGCGGUUCCGGACGCCUCGGAGACGGUGGCGCCGGUGCCAGUGCUGCUGAGCCGCAUCGCGCGUGCCCUUGGCCAGGGAAGGCUGUCCGUGGCACAAGCGCUCUCUGUCUACAGCCGCGGAGUGGUGGGCCUCACUUUGGAGGCCUGGCUGGACGCCGUGCGCGGCCUGCCGCUGCCGCUGGCGCGCUGGGAGGCCACCGCACUGCAUGCUGGUCUGGCCCGCGGCCCUGGGGGCGGAGCUGUGGCGCCCGAGGCAAUGGCGGCCGAGGUGAACCGCGUCAGCGCCCGGGGAGUGCCCGAGGAGCGUUGGGCGCGGGACUUCGUUGCCGGCCGCGUGCAGCUGGCCCACGAUGCGCGGGAGUGCACCGUGGCCGAGGCUGUUCAGGCGGCGGCGGACGGCGAAGUAGUACCUGAGGACACCUUGCGGGCAGUUCUUGGCCGACACCUUCCGGUCCCUGAUGACACGUGGGCCCAACUCCGGCUUUUGCUGGAGCGACGCUUUGACGAUGGCCUUGUGCUUUGGAGGCCCUUCCUUCAGUGGUCCUGCGGCUUCGGAGAUGCUCCGCUGGGCACGGUCGGAGACAUGGUGUGCUCCAGAGUCACGGCGGCUUUGCGGAAGCAGCGGAAAACUGCAGGAGAGCUCUUCGACUCCUUGGCUGGAGUAAAGGCGGCAGUCUUCUGGCAAGACUUCUGUGCCUUCUUCGCACAGAUGGAAAAGUCCUUGUCGGAGCAGCAACUGCAAGAGCUCUGGUACAGCUUUGACAAGAACGGCGACGGCAGUGUUUCGAAGGAGGAGUUCACCCGGCGCAUGGCGGAAGUGGACUCCGCCUCGAAGGAGGUCACCAAAGCGGUGUGCAGCCGCAUCAACGCUGCCCUGCGACGCGAGGGCAGGACGGUGGACCAGCUGUUCGAGGCACUGGCUGGCGUGAAGGCGGUCGUCCAUUGGCCGGACUUCCGCGCCCUCUUCUCACAGCUGGAGCCCACGCUGCGGGACGAGCAGCUGGAGCACCUCUGGCGCUUCUUUGACACGGAUGGAGAUGGGGGUGUCUCACGCGAAGAGUUUCGGAAGGCGCUAUCAGAUGUUGGCAUUGCGGCUGCUCCUGUUACCCAACCAGCGCCUUCUCCGGCGCUCAGCAAGGCCGAAGCACUUCAGGAAGUGUGCACCCGCAUCAGCACUGCCCUGCAGCAGAAGGGGCAGACAGUGGACCAUUUGUUCGAUGCUUUGGCGGGCGGCAAGCUAGAGGUUCGAUGGCCUGACUUCAAAUCCUUCUUUGCUCAGCUGGAGCCCUCGCUGCAGGAGGCGCAACUGCUGCAGUUGUGGGAAACCUUUGAUGCCAAUGCCGACGGUGGCGUGUCGCGAGAGGAGUUCCGGAAGCAGCUUGCGAAGGUUCAGGCACCUGCACCGCCAAAGACGGAGCCAUCGAAGGUGGACGUGUCUCAAGAAGUGUGCUCCAUGGUGGCUGCAAUGCUCCGCCGGGAGGGCAAGACGCAGGACCAGCUCUUUGAUGCAUUGGCUGCAGGGCGCCAGGACGUGGUGUGGCCAGAUUUCCGCGAGCUCUUCCGCCAGCUCGCCAGCUUGACGGAGCAGCAACUGACAGAGCUCUGGCAGCAUUUCGACAAGAACGGGGAUGGCAGCGUUUCGCGGGAGGAGUUCAAGCGUGCGCUAAGCGCCGUGAGUACAGCUGCGGAGGAUGUGGCACAGGACGUGUGCUCGCGGGUCAUGAGCGCUCUGGCUCGCGAGGGCAAGUCGGUGGCACAGCUCUUCGCCGCCUUGGCCUCUGGCAGGAGCACGGUCCAGUGGAAGGAUUUCGGGGAUUUCUUCCAGGCGCUGGAGCCCGGCCUCACACGGCAGCAGUUGGAGCUCCUGUGGCGAACCUUCGACAAGGAUGGAGACGGCAGCGUCUCGCAAGAAGAGUUCGAAAGGGCGUUGCAGCCCGGGACGGUGAAAACGGAGGAGAGAAAGGCCCCUGAAAUCUGUGUGCGCAUUGCGUCAGUGCUCUUCCGGCAGGGCAAGACUGUGCGAGAGCUCUUCGACGCCUUGGCCGGUUCCAAGGGCUCCGUGCUGUGGAGCGACUUCCACUCCAUGUUUCACCAGCUGGAGCCGUCCUUGGCUGAGACAGAGCUGCAGACCCUGUGGAAGGAGUUCGACAAGGACGGUGAUGGCAGCAUUACUCGGCCUGAGUUCUUCCAGGCCAUGGAACCCGCCGCCCGCCUGGUGGUGGCGAAGAUGUCUGAGGUGAUCUCACGGCUGGCGCUUGCCCUCCAGCGAGAGGGUCAGACGGUGGAUCGACUUUUCGAAGCCCUAGCGGGUGGCAAGGAAGUUGUGGCCUGGACUGAUUUCCGGUCCCUAUUCCAGCAGUGGGAGCCCUCCUUGAACGAGGAAGACCUCCAAGGCCUUUGGCGCAGCUUCGACAAGGAUGGUGAUGGGAGUGUGACGCGGGAUGAGUUCCUCCAGGCCUUGGCAGCGCCCAUGGAAGUUGCAGCGGCCCAUACCCAGGAGGUGUGCAAGCGAGUGGCGUCCAUGCUCUUCCAACAAGGGAGGACGGUGAACCAGCUCUUUGAUGCCCUCUCCGCGGGCAAGGGCAUGGUGAUCUUUGAGGAUUUCAGGUCACUGUUCCAGCAGCUAGAGCCAUCGCUGACUUUGCCCGACCUACAGGCUUUGUGGCGGACCUUCGACAAGGACGGAGAUGGCGGUGUGACUCGCCAGGAGUUCUUGAAAGCGAUGGCGCCUUCUGCCAAGCUGGUCGUCCAGCGCGUCUCGGAGGUGUGUGCGCAGGUGACGCUCCAGCUGCAACAAGCAGGUCAAACAGUGCACCAGCUCUUUGACACGCUGGCGGUGGACCAGGUGGUGCGAUGGGAAGCCUUCAGCUCUUUCUUCCAGACCUUGUCGUCAUCCCUUUCAGAGCAGGAUCUGCAUGGCUUGUGGCACAGCUUCGACAAGGACGGCGACGGCACCGUGACCCGUGCAGAGUUUGUGCUGGCCUUGGGGCCCUUGCCUUCUGCCCCGCCGACGGCGCCCGAGAGCGCCGGCGGACUGUCAGACGCGCUUUGGGUCGCCAUUGCAGAGGUUGCAGCCUUGCGGGCUCCGAGCGCGCCGCGAGGAAGCACUGCGCAGCACGAGGCGGUGCGGGCGCAGCUGGCCGCCUUCGACGACUUGCGCACUGGCUGCUUGGACCCGGCCACCUUCAGCAAGGCACUGCGCUCCUACAGCCCUGCCUUGCCAGAUGUGGCAGUGGAGGUCUUGCGAAAGCAAGUCUGCCAAGAGGAUGGUCGGGUUCAAAUCGACGUGCUGGUCAGGAGGAUUCUUCAACCGGCAGAACUCCCUGCCCGUGCCCAACCACCACGGCCACCUCCGGAGGCAGGCGGGCCUCUCUGGAGCGCAAUAUGCAGGAUCCGGCCGGCGCUGCAUGAACGCGGCUUGAGGCUGAGCAGCGUCUUCCAGUGGCAACCUCAGCUGCUUUCAGGGCCCAGCUGGCUGGCCCGUAACCUUGGAAAGCCAGAAGGCUGUGUGAACAGCAACAGAGUGCGCUGGUGCGGGCUGGUGAGGGAUGGUGCGGGCUGGUGCUACUGGUGGCUGGCUCAGGGUCAUGCACUCGUCCUGAGCCUGGGAGGUGUUGUAGCGCUGGGGUCUCCUGCGUGGGCAGUGACGGCCGGCUUUGAGGACUACAACCAGCUGAAUGUGAAAGCUGCGAAGAAAGUUGUCGAAGCUGCCCCCACGACACCGGACGAUGGGCCCUCCGAGGCUGUCUCAGUCAUAGGUGGCGCGGGCUUCUUUAUCCUUAUCGCGCUGUUCAUUUUCGGCGUGGCCAUAGUGGCCACUUGA
Molecule: messenger RNA, 12663 nt
Organism: Effrenium voratum
Lineage: Eukaryota; Dinophyceae; Suessiales; Symbiodiniaceae
Source: the annotation of a GenBank genome assembly